GGAUCUGCUGUGUCUGCCCUGCAGUCGAAGGUCAAAGCCCUCUCUGAACGUCGGGCUGCAGUGAGGGAACGGGAUGAUAAGGGGCCGGCUGCACCGGGUCCCACCCCAGGAUCCCAGACCCACGGUGUUAAGAAACCUUCGCCUGGGCUUUCAGCUACAGGUUCACCAGCCACAAGUAAAUGGCAGCACAGCAGCAGCGAUGAAGAGGUGGAGCCCCCUUUUCAGGAGCAUACCUGUCCGUCAGAAUUUGAACUCCCAGGAGACACUGAUGCAGAAGACGUGGUUUUAGGGGGAAACAGGAGCGAAGAAGGCCCCCACCUUGUCCCAUCCACCAUGCCCCGUGGACUCUGUGAGGGAGCAAGUGUGGAGAACCUGAUAAAUGUUAAUGGCAGCCCUCAGGAGGAGCCCCAGUCAGCUAAGCCUUGGACACCCCCGAAAGGCUUCUGGAAGGCCACUAGGCCUGAGACGUUGCUUUUGAACGAGGACGCCCCGCUGGUGGAUGACAGGCCUGGGGCCAGGACCCAGUGGAAGGCCAGGCCAGUGGGCGGGGAGUGCAUACGGAGGGAGCUCCAGAGGUCAGACAGCCUCGAGAGCCACCUGCGCAGGUGUGUUCAGAAUGAGGAGGGACCAGUGGCCCCGCUGGGGGGACUGUGGAGAGCUGAUAGCUGGGAGAGCGUGUGCAGCAGCGGAGGCUCCCUCUCCUUGGCCGAGCGGGUGGAGAUGAACCGAGCCAUCCUCAGACAGAUGCUCAGCGAGUCCGUUUGCAGCAAACCCACGGAGGGUCAGACAGGACUGGAGACGGACCGCAGGCCGGAGGACAUCUCUGACCACAAAGGCAAAGGGCUUAUUUCCCUGAAUGACAGCGACUGGGACUCUGGGAUCUCCCUUCAAGACAGCGAGCACUGUCCAAGGGCCUUUGUGCUCAGCGACGAGCUGCCUCUGAGUCCCCGCCAUGAGCAGGCCAAGCGGCUACUGGAGAGAGCCCGCAUGAAGGCCCGGUCCAACCCCUUGAAAGCCGACCACACCAUCCUGCCCGUUCCACGGGACGACCCGGAGUCUCUGUCCAGGGGUGGUGCGCCACUGCACAGGACUCUACCCGGGAAGGAGGGGGUGGUGGCCUCUUCUGGCAACCUGAGUGACUCGUCCAGCGGUGACUCAGCAUCUGGACCCCGGCGCCGCCACGGUCAAUCACCCACCCGUGUGCGUUUUGAAGACGAGUCAGAGAAGGAUGCUGAAGUGCGCUAUUUGGAGCGGCUACGGCAGCGACGGCGUGCCGGUGAGAGGGCCCAAGGCCUGCUGGUUUCCAAGCCCAGCCUCUCCUCCUAUGUCAACGGAAGGAAGGACGGUGAAGCAUCCAGAGCUGCAGACCACAGCCAGGCACCUGAUUCCAUACUCAACAAGAAGAGCAGGAGGAUGCAAGAAGAGAUUCUUGGAAAGGGCAGCAGCCAAAGCAAGGCCUCAUUGCAGGAGGUGGCAAGCAGGAAAUGCAACUCCUGCGGGUCCCUCCUGGAUAGUGGGUCAGCCUCCCACGCAAACUCCGCCUCAAACUCGCAGCUGUCACAAGCAGCAAGCGUGCACCAUGAGACUCAGGGGAAGGCAGUACCUUGCUGGGUCGCCCCCGUCCACCCAAACCGCACGGUCCGCACUGAGCGGAUCAAAGAGACCUACAUUGGGGAGAUCUCUACUGCCAAAGAUCUCAGCACUGACAAUACGCAUUGCACCUUGCCCUGCGGCACGGAGAAAGACGGGCACUCCGGUAUGCACUCGGCUCGUGCGCAAAAAACAACAGGUACCAACGACAGUGGCGCUCUGGUAUCAAAUUCAAACCCGAACCCAAGGUCCAAUGGAGCGGAAUCAAGCAUGUCCAAUGACUCUGUUGUGCUGCCCCCAAACCCUUACACCACAGAUCAGUUGGGGCAGUACAUGGCUAUGGGGAACCCCAGCCAGAGCGCCUCCUCCCCAGCCCCGCAGGUAACUCAGGUGCACCCCUCGGCAGAGCUCAACAGUCCGCCACAGAACAAGGACGCUCCUACUACUCCGCAGCCCAAGAAAUCUGCUCUCAAGACAGGUUCCAAGAACCGACCGAGCGGCCAGCGAGUGGUAAAACUCAUGCCUUCACCACAUUACCGCCUCAUCCACCUGGAUGGAGCGGAGAGCCUGGAUGCCAGCCUCCAACAGGGGUUGCCGCAAGCCUCUGCAGGGCACUGCCACCAGGGGAAUGUAGACCAGUGCCACGAACCCACCAGCACCCCUGUGGCCUCUCGCUGUGGGGGAGAAAGCCAGAUCAGGGGACCAAUGAGGGUAGAGCACUUUAGGGAUGAUAACCCUGACAUGGCUCAUGGACUUGAUUCCCACAGACGGGUCCUGAUGGAAGGUUCUGACAUCCGUGAGGGUCGGCCCAAGCUCUCGCUCCGCCGCUUCUUCUCCGCCAUUGGGCUCAACAGUGUGGGAAAGCUGGUUAAGGGACGUUCCAGCAGUAUGGAGCAGCUGAGCUUCACACCAAGGCACAGCCCAGUCUCUCUCAGUCCCACACAUCGGCAGCAGACCCCGCUGAAGAAGGCCCCCUCACUGCAGUCAUUGCACAUGGGGUCUCCCUUCACCCAGUUGCGGAAAGCCUCGUCCGUACAGAGUCUGCAGUCUCCACGGAAGAAAGCGGAGCGCUCCGCUGCCUACACACCAGGGGAGCAGCCCUACAGCGCCGCCUGCAGGGGGCUGCAGCGAACACUCAGCGUAGAAGAUGUUGGGUGCCCCAGUCGAGUGCGCUCCGUGGGCCGUGUCGCUCAGGCCUUCCCUGAUGGAACGCUGCUCCUGGAGCUCAACAGACCCUCCCACGGCCCCUUCGGCUUCCUUAUCUCUCGGGGUAAAGGGAGGCCGGACUCGGGGGUCUAUGUGGAGGAGAUGGGCGACAGCAGCACGCAGAAGCUGUACGCAGGCCUCCUAGGGAUCGGAGAUGAGAUCCUGGAGGUGAACGGGGAGAAGGUGGCUGGACUGAGCCUGGAUCAAGUCACGCGGCUAAUGACACAGGAGAGCACGGCUUCCGUUCGCGUGCUCCGGCACCGGCGCUUUCCACGCUGACAGGGUGUCGGGACCAGCAUGCAGCAGAGGAAAGCUGGAAUGCGGUAGGGUGGCCCAGUGACGGCCGGAGGAGUCUGGCAGAAGGUGUCCUGGUAUGUGACAAACAGUAUGUUCUCAGAAAUAAUACGGCUGUGAGCAGGACUGAAACAUUACAGGCCUCUUCAGUCCCGCGUAAGCGAGCGAAGGAAGGAAGGGCUGCAAUGUGUUCGUGUCGGGGCUUCAAUCCUGCUCUUCUCUCCGAGCUCAGACUCCUCAACGUAAGGUGAACACCUGUUCUUUCCUUUUCGACUCCAUCUUUGUGCACCAGAGCGUCAAAUGUGAUUGUCCAGUUGUGCUGCACAGGCUGAGAGUAUCUGUCCUCAGUCCCGUUACUGUAGACCCACUUUCCUAGGGCUGAAAACAUGCUGCACGCUGACCCAGAUGUGCUUGUCAUCAUCAUAUUACAUCAAGGUUUUUCGUAAGUCACACACCACCUAGACAUGCGUUAGCAAUUAUGAAUUUGUUGAGAGAGAUCUCUGCAGGUUUGCUUACACUCAUAAGAUUAAAAUGUUGUUACCCAUGAAGUUAAUAAUAAUGUAAAAGUCAGUCUGAAGUACUAAUUAUCUGAGGACCUUGUGGCUUUGUAAUAUCUUCAUGAUUGACAGUGUAUAAUCUGAAUUAUAAUUUGUACUGUUUCGUUUAAGGACCAAUACAUCAAGUUCACGUGACAUAUUUUUAUAUUGAAAGAACAACUAUAGCUAUAUUGCUUAGAGAGUACGGCGAACUGAACAGAAACUUGCAUCUUCUAAGGACAAAGGAAUACUGCUCUAGACAACAUAUUGUCAACAUUUACACUUUUACUAUUUAUCCUGCAAAACCUUCUCUAUCAAAACUCAUAAAAUUGUCUUAUCUCACCUGGCGUUACAUAUCAGACCAAGACAGCUGGGCCAGCAGCAGGUUCAAAGACCACAAGUCCUUAGUGCAACUUUAGAAUUACAAAAUAGAAAGUAUUUGGUUGUAAAUUUUUGUCGGAAAAUUAUUCGUUGAACAAAUAGAAUACAAAAAAACUUCUACUAAACAAAGUCACAUUAAUUACAUUCAGUUGAUGCCC
Messenger RNA from Scleropages formosus (Asian bonytongue), 4165 nucleotides. Its product is annotated as KIAA1614 ortholog. Gene Ontology annotation, molecular function: protein binding. The transcript is spliced from 9 exons. Gene Ontology annotation, biological process: centrosome cycle; regulation of cellular localization; establishment or maintenance of cell polarity. The record is from RefSeq and is a predicted model, not a curated record. NCBI's taxonomy places the organism in Eukaryota, Metazoa, Chordata, Actinopteri, Osteoglossiformes, Osteoglossidae. The annotation marks the transcript as partial. Gene Ontology annotation, cellular component: cell cortex; apical plasma membrane; nucleus.